CAGAACUUUUGGUCGGAGCACAGGAUUGAGCAGGACACUUUCCAUUUAGUGUCUUCUUAGUGUCAUUCCAGGCGCCUAAGGCAGCUGGGCCUUGGGUAGGUACUAGCACUUUACGCUUGGAAGCCCGACCUUUGCGUUGGUGGAUGUUGCCAGUAACAGUAGAAGUUCCGUACCUUCGUGCCUACGUACGACAUACUUCUUCGUCUCUUAAAACUAUUUCUAUGAUUUAUGUUAGCUGAUUCAUGGCUACGAUGUAGAGAUACUUAGUUAUCUCAUCAACUCACCGCUGAUUCGUGUCUCGCUUCAUCAGUCUCAAAUGGAACAAGAUUUCCCCAUCGGCGUCAACCUCGGCCCCAGUCAUAUUACGUCUUCAUACUUAAAUGUUGGAAAUAAUGUGGUGAAUGUCGUCAGUAUUGAGUCUGAACAAGCGUGGAACGAGCUCUUUCUUGACACACUGAGAGUAAAGCGGGACUAUGAGGAAAAGAAGACGCAUGCCAACGAGAAUUGUGUGAAGGAAACAAUUGUUUCAACUCUGGCCCAGAUUCAAAAAGCGACCGAAGAGAAGCUGGGACGGCCGGCACAAAUCAAAGUCAUAGGCUAUCCUGAGCACUUCAAAAGCACACCAUACGUCAGUACACUAGCACGCAUAGCCAUUAGAGAGUAUCCCGAGGUCACCACGCCAUACCAAGUACGACCAUAUCUUGACUGUGUCAGAAUGGCGUACGGGCUCAACACUUCUGAAGCUUUGGGCUAUGGGCUUAGCCUUGACCUCGACGAAUAUAAUAGCCUACUCUUGCAUGUCGACUAUCAGAAAGACUUCCUUGAAGUCUCAAUCAUGUCAGUAACAGAGCACGUUGAUAAUCGUGAACGGAUUCUUUGCAUUGAUAAAUUUGGCGGAUCUGGCAACGACAAAAGCGCAACUUCAGAAGAGCUUGCCGAACUGAAGGACCGCUUUCAGAAGCUCCUCGAAGAACAGAUUCGCGAUAACCAAUACUGCCAAACGCAGCCAGAAGACUUUCGGCUCAUCAUAUUUAGUGGCUCAGCACCAGCCUCCGAAUUUCAAAGGAUCCGCGAAGCAAUCGUCGAGAUCGUACCAAAUUUCUCGGAAAGAUUUCGCGACGAAAUCGAUCCCUUUUGGGUCGGUGCAAGAGGAGCGGCUCAAAACGCGCGAGAAUAUACUAUCAAUCCACCAGUCAAACGUAUCGGACAUUGGACAGAGGAAGAAUUUUACAAAAGUCUAGAUGACCAAUGCGCUCCUGAUGAUGUUGAUGGACAUGAGUUGUAGGAUUCAUCAGGAAGCGCCCGUCGAGACACUGUCUCUACUGUCCUUUAAGGUGGAGACCGAGGCUUUAGCUUAACAGAACUGUGGUGGAG
This is a messenger RNA of Mollisia scopiformis, 1374 nucleotides long. RefSeq lists its product as uncharacterized. The transcript is spliced from 5 exons. The record is from RefSeq and is a predicted model, not a curated record. Lineage: Eukaryota; Fungi; Ascomycota; Leotiomycetes; Helotiales; Mollisiaceae. The coding region runs from base 317 to 1285 and encodes 322 amino acids.